Molecule: messenger RNA, 1542 nt
Organism: Naegleria lovaniensis
Lineage: Eukaryota; Heterolobosea; Eutetramitea; Acrasida; Naegleriidae
Exons: 4
Coding region: 1-1542 (513 amino acids)
Molecular function (GO): succinate-semialdehyde dehydrogenase (NAD+) activity
Source: RefSeq, a predicted model, not a curated record
AUGUUUAAACCAUCCACUCGUUCCACCACUGCUGUUCGUCAAGUGUUGAAGAAAAGUCCAACUUCAAGUUUGAUCCAACAAAAGGCUCAAUCCAAUCCAUCUGUUAGAAAUCAUUACGUUUCAAUAAAUCCAACAACCGGAAAGGAGUCCGAGAAGAAGUUUAAGUGUUUGAGUAAUGAACAAUUGGAAGAAGCGGUUCAAGCAAGUUGGAAAUCAUUUGAGGCUUGGAAUCCGCAAUUAUAUAGUGCCAAUUCAAAGGAACUCUCCGACCUCAUCAGAUGGCGUUGUGAAUCUGUGAUGAAUCCUCUCGCUGAUCUUUUUGAUUCUAAAAAACAUGAAUUAGCAAAAUUGAUGGCUUUGGAUAUGGGUAAACCAUUGGCACAAGGUGUCGCUGAAGCUGAGAAGUGUGCCUUGCUCAUUCGAUACUAUGCCAAGAAUGCCGAGAGUAUUAUGCGUGAAAGAAUUGUUACAGAAAAUGAAAAGCAUAUUAGUAAGGUGGUUUAUCAACCAUUGGGACCAAUUUUGCAAUGCGCACCAUUCAAUUUUCCAUAUUGGCAAGUGAUUAGGUUUUGCGUUCCUGCCAUGCUUGCUGGUAACACGGUAUUAAUUCGUCACAAUCAUCAAGUUCCUCAAUGUGCCGAAUCUAUUAAUCAUCUUUUCACAGAAGCUCUUGAUAAGAGUAAUGCACCAAAAGAAUUGAGCAAACUCUAUCAAAAUCUUUUCCUUGAAAAUGAACAAGUGAGCACAGCCAUUGCUCAUUCCAAAGUUCGUGGAGUUGCUUUCACUGGAAGUACACAAGUGGGUAAAAUUAUUGCCACACAAGCAGCGGCAAAUCUCAAAAAACAUGUAUUGGAAUUGGGAGGUGCUGAUGCCUUUAUUGUUCUCAAAGAUGCUGAUUUGGAGCUUGCUGUCAAGAAUGCAGUCACAUCAAGAAUUAACAAUUGUGGACAAACAUGCAUUGCUGCAAAGAGGUUUAUCGUAGAAAAGGAUAUUCUUCCACAAUUUGAAAAGAUGCUUGUUGAGCGAGUGAACAAACUUGUUGUAGGAAAUCCUCUUGAGAAUGGUGUAGAAGUUGGACCAAUGGCAAGAAAAGAUCUCAGAGACAAGUUGGAUGAACAAGUUCAGCUCUGUAAACAACAAGGAGCUAAAAUUUUGGCUGGAGGUUUUAAAGUGAAAGAUAAGGAGGGAUGGUUUUAUGCACCAACUGUUUUGAGUGGUGUCACACCAGAUAAUUUUGCUUUCCAUAAUGAACUUUUUGGACCAGUUUUUGUGGUCAUUGCUGCUGAGAAUGCAGAUCAUGCUGUGAGUUUGGCCAAUAACAGUAUUUAUGGAUUGGGUGGAAGCGUUUAUUCUCGCGAUUGGAAGAAGGGAAUGAAAUAUGCUGAAAAAUUGGAAUGUGGUUUGGCAUUUGUGAAUGGAAUUGUUAGAUCGAGUCCAGAUCUUCCAUUUGGAGGCGUUAAAGAAAGUGGUUAUGGAAGAGAGUGUGGACCUGAAGGAAUGCUUGAAUGGUGUAACAUCAAGACCAUGUCCAUUGAAAAAUAA